Messenger RNA from Enterobius vermicularis (human pinworm), 648 nucleotides. Lineage: Eukaryota; Metazoa; Nematoda; Chromadorea; Rhabditida; Oxyuridae. The record is from the annotation of a GenBank genome assembly.
AUGUGCAGUAAAAAAAUUGCAGAAUUUGGCUUAGCAGGACUGGACAAGUCAUUCUUUAAAAACGAUCCUGUAUCAAAAUACUGUACUGAGCUAUCUAUAAAACAAGAUCCUCUCCUGAAAAAGGUUUCCGAUGAUACAAUAAGAAAUCUUCCAUUUGGUUUAAUGAUAGGUGCACCUGAAGUUUAUCAACUGGGGCAGAACUUGUUAAGGCUGAUCAGGGCAAAAAAAGCACUUGACAUAGGUACGUUUACUGGUGCAUCUGCUGUUGCCUGGUCUUUGGCACUGCCUUCUGACGGUCAAGUGAUUUCGAUGGAUGUGAGCCAUGACGCUUUUAAACAAAUAGGCGAACAAGCAAUAAAAGCUAGGGAAGACGUUGCCAAAAAGAUUACUUUCAAACUUGAACCGGCACUUCAAACUCUUGAUGGUCUUUUGGCUAACGGAGAAGCAGGAACAUGGGAUUUUGCAUUUAUAGAUGCCGACAAAGAAAACUACCUAAAUUAUUAUGAGAAAUGUGUUGAACUUUUACGUCCUGGUGGUGUUAUGAUGGUUGAUAAUGUAAGUUUUUGUGGACUUGCUUUUAUAUUUUUUGAAUAUCCACUUAUUAAAGCUAUACACAUAGUGCUGAAAAAAUUACUUUAUAAUUUCUGA